UUUAGCUCGUAGUGAACCACAAAAGAAGAAACAGAGCAGCCUUUGCUGGAAGUUUUGUGUUUAUCUCCAUUUUAUUUGUAUUUUACGUGUAGAAAAUAGUGAAAACAAGUGAUUGUCGCAGGGCGUCGACUAUCAUUUUAACAAUCCCAAAAAAUGAAUCGUGUAAUGCGCAGUUAUACGCCCGAUUUUAAGCCAUCGCGAAAGUCAGUUAUUGGUACACCAUCGCUGGAGGCGUCCUCGGAGUUGAACGAGAGGCACCGUCGCAGAUACUCGGUUUCUGCUGCCGCUGGGUUCACCGCUUCUGUCUCGAAAAAUGUGGAAACAUUCUCACCAAAACAAGCAGCAUUCUCGGACUCACAAAAAUCAAGCCAAGAAAGUACGCCAUCUGCGAAAGCAAAGAAUCUGCGGGAAAGUUUACUGCUGAAGAUUUUGUCCACUCCGGUUGACCAACCGCUUUCGUUGAAUGACUCCGACGCAUCGGAUGCGUCAUUUUACAGUCUCAAUAGCACGCCAGUUCCCUCCGAAGAGCUGCUUGAAUCAGAUGAUUUACUACGUUGCACUACUCCUAUAGAAGUGUUUGACUGUCAGAACAAUCCUCGUCUAGCGCGUUUGUACAGAGAUCUGCAAAGUCCCUCCGCUGCGACCAGAAUCCGAGCUUUGCGUGCUUUGAAAUCACCCUCCAAGCGUGAUGCUUACGGUAAUUUCGAUGUUCCCCUCGAGGAGCAAGAUAUCAUCACGGAGGAAGAACGUAAAACCCCACAGCAGAAGACGAUCCAAGAUGUAAUGGUGAAUGUUUGCGUGUACGUAGAAGUUCGAUCAGGAGCGGAUAAUCGUUCGGAUGGGAUCAAGGAUCAUGUGGCUUCACUCGGUGCGAGAGUAAACGAGAAGUUGUAUAAAGAUACUACCCACGUCGUCUUCAAAGAUGGUCUCCUUUCUACAUAUCAGAAAGCGAAGAAAAUGAACAUUCCAGUGGUAUCUAUCCUGUGGAUUGAGGCCUGCAAACGGCAUAACUGUCUGAUGAAUCCGGAGGGCUUCCCGAUCUCUAACCUAGAGCGGUAUGAAAAUCCGGAACUGUUCAAGAAAAUUAGGCGUCAAAAAUCGAUGCAGCCCCGAGCCGAAGAAGCUGCUAAUUCAAGCGGCAAGAAACGUGCCCCGCUGAAUGCCGCUGUUCCUGGUGUAUCAAAAUUGGCGAUUUCUCCCCCGUCAAGACUACCGGUGUUGCAUCGCCUCCGUAAAGACGAUGGGCUGGAAAAAAUUCUUAACGAAUUUCAGGCGGAAAAUGAAAGCGCUCCUGAGCCGCAGGAUGAUUUCGAUAAAUUAUUGGCCGGACCAAUGAGGUUGUUGGAAAAAUUCCGAAAUUCGCCUGCACCUACCGGGCCAUCGGAAACGGACAAAUUGGAAGCCUUUUCUGAGGUAGAAAUUCCAGCCACACCGGACGCUCAGUCGAGGAAUAUCCGGAAAUCAUUAUUUGACGGAUCGAUGAGCAGCAAUAGUACAAGAGAGGGUGUAACAACAAGGAGGAGGAGUGUCAGUGUGAACAAAGAUGUUGGCUUGGAACAGAAGCUCACGCCAACCCCGAGACAGCGCCGAAAAACAGCGCUGUUUACUCCUAAGAUCAGUAGUUUGGUAGAGGAAGUGGAAUCUCCCGUUUCGGUUGCUUCGAACGCUACCAAAAAACGUAAAACAAUCUGUUCUCCGAAAGCAAUGGAGAUUUGCAAAGCAAAUAGCGUAGAUUCAGAGAAUAUGCAGGAAAACAUCGCACCUUCAAAUGCCAAAAAUCGUGCAACAAUCUAUUCCCCCACGGGAAUGGAGCAAUCCUCUAAUAAGACUGAUAAAAUCCACUCCAUGGAUGCUGUGAAUGCUCGUAAAACGCUACUUCCCACAACUAGCAAUAAUGUUAUAAACGGUGGGUCGGGCCAUAAAGCAAAAACUCCCGAGCUAGAUCCGAAGGAGUUGGAGGUAUUCCGAACAAAUCGUAGGAGAACCUUGUACACACCUGGUGUUUAUGAUGAAGCGGACAAGAAAGAUAGCACCAAAAAUAGUUCAGUUUCGACAACAAACAGCACUAACUUUAACCCGGAAGCAAACUCAACGACAACAGAUAAAGCUCCCACUGCGAACAAUUCGGUGAGAAAGAGGCGCACAUUGUAUACACCCGGUGCUUCGUCGGAACAUUCAGAAUCACCGAAAAAUGUACUUUCUAUCCGUCGCCAGACAAUGUUCACACACAAUGAUCUCGAUACACAAAAACCAUCGACCAACAUUUCACCCGCCUCCGCCGUCCAAAAGCGCAACAAAACACUUCUAGAAGAAUACCAAACAAGUCUGACCUUCAGUUCCACGAAGACGCCCGUCAGUGAACGACGGAAGACGAUUUUCGACAUUUCGAUGGAUAUUAUUGAUAAACGUUUGUCUUGCAUCAACAUGCAAUCUAAGCAGCAGAACGAGGACGGCAAAGAUGGUCGCGCUGCCAGCGUGAGCCGCAGCGAGUCGAUGGAAACCGCUCUCAAGUCUCCUCCUCCAAGACUAAGCUCAAUGAGUCGUCAGACGUCGCUCGACACCUUCUACAGACAGCAGACAAAAUCGACUGAGAAAACAAUACGAUCCAAAUCAUCUGUUGAUAUCCAAAGAGUCGAAGUAGCCACCGAGUGCGCCCAAGGAACUCUCCCCCGAAAGCGUAGGCUCUUCAACGCACAACCUUCGGUAAUGGAAUCGCCAGCUGCCUCAAAUCAAGAUUCUAACUCCAGCUCCGGGGAGGAAAAUCCUAAGAAGCGAACUAAAGCUUCAAACCCGGGAAAUCGCCGAUCGCUAGCUGUGCCGCAGACGGCCCCUAAGCCAAUCACAACUACAACGAAAAACUCCCGUCGCAGCACGAUGCUUUUCGAAACGCAACUUCCCAGCUCUUCCCACCAGCUGCCUGCUCGUCCAAUUAUGGGAACCCAAGCCCGAACCAUGAAAGCACUUGGGCUUGGCGCUGGGCUUCCAACGGUGGCCUCCCAGCAUCUGACCAAAUCAGCUCGCCGCGGCGGAACGCAAUACCAUCUGGCAACAACGAAUCUUCACGCCACUCAGCACGCCUUCGUCAAAGAGGUCAUCUCGACUCUUGGUGGCUUCCUUGUCGAAAGCAACGUCAGUGACAGAACCACCCAUCUAAUCAGCCUUGAACCCCGUCGUACGCUCAAUUUACUACGUGCUCUGAUACGUGGCCUCUGGAUCAUCACCUAUGAAUGGAUCGUCGAGUCUAACAAAGCUGGCCGUUGGCUGUCCGAGGAGCAGUUUGAGAUGCGAAAUUUCUCCCCCGCUGUCCAGAUUUGCCGCAGUGAGCGACAAGCUUUCGGACCGGAAUAUCGGAUGGAGUUGUUUGCAGAUUCUGGAUCGUUCUAUGUUUCGGAUAAUUGUGAGGUACCAUCGAGUCAACUGCGAGAACUGAUCGUCACGUGUAAGGGGAAAAUAACUAGCAAUGUUAUGAAGGCAAAGUAUGUGAUUGUUGAAUCCAAGAAGGACGCGCCAAACGUCGCAGGAGGAGCGUUUUUGGUGAGUCCACUUUGGAUACUAGACAGUGUAAGUAACAUGAAGAUCAAAAAAGCGUACAAGUAUUUAAUAAGAAAAUAGUUCGAUCCCUAAAGAAUGCGAGAAAAUCAUAUGAGAGAAAUCCUGACACAUUUAUUUAUAUGAAUU
Molecule: messenger RNA, 3678 nt
Organism: Toxorhynchites rutilus septentrionalis
Lineage: Eukaryota; Metazoa; Arthropoda; Insecta; Diptera; Culicidae
Product: mediator of DNA damage checkpoint protein 1
Exons: 6
Coding region: 154-3612 (1152 amino acids)
Biological process (GO): mitotic cell cycle
Source: RefSeq, a predicted model, not a curated record